AUGCCCUCGAUCCUCUCCGAACAUGACAAGGAGACCGUGAAACGCACGAUUCCGAAAUCAACAAACAAGAUCCAGGCUGUCGCUGUUGGUCGGCUUUACGUUGCCUAUCCCGAUCGCAAUCGAUGGACAUAUACCGGCCUCCAGGGCGCUGUCGUCCUGUCUAACGAUCUCGUGGGAAACACAUUCUGGAUCAAGCUGGUCGAUGUCUCGCCGGCUAACAGAGGCGUUAUAUGGGACCAGGAGAUCUAUGACACUUUCACCUACAACCAGGACCGAACGUUCUUCCACUCUUUUGAGCUGGAGAAUCCGCCAUGCCUCGCCGGCUUAUCUUUCGUGGAUGAGAAGGAGGCUAAGACCUUUAUGAAGAAGAUGAAUGACCGGGAAAAGAACGCGACGAAGCAAACUAAGGCCCAGCCUUUCGGCAUGAAUGCGGGUGGUGGUGCAAUGUACCAGCAGAAUGGAAGCAGUCAAAAGAGCCACAGCCGCGUGGGCAACUUCUUUCGUGGCAAUAGACACUCCUCUAACCCGCCGCCUCCCCAAGCCGUUCCUGCUCCUCAAAUGGGCCAGGUACAGCGACCGCUAAGUAGCGGUGGUAUUGAUCUGGCAGAUCCGACGUGGCGACCAAUCCUGGACGAGCUCAAGCAGAUGGGCAUCAGUGAGGAUCAGAUCAUGAACAACGCAGACUUCAUCAAGCAAUACAUUAUGCAAAAGCAGGCCGAGGAAAUGGCAAAUGGCAUUGCGUCCGCCCUGCCAGCCCAAUCUGGACGAGCCCCGCCUCCCCCUCCACCUCCAGGCCCGCCUGCUCCUAGACUGAGCCCUGAUAAUACCGGUGCAACCUCUUCCAGCAAGCGCGGACCGCCUCCUGCACCUCCUCCAUCGCGCAGACCUGUAGGAGGCAGAGAUUCGUCACCAGCUGCGGAGGAUGUUCCUGAGAGAACUCCAUCCCCAGCUGGACCGCCUCAGCCUCGAUUCCGAGCGCCACCUCCGCUAGCUGAUGCGGGUAGGUUUGCCGUCAAAGAUAGCCCAGGCGUGAGCUCGUCUGUUGGACGUCCGCGGGCGUCUUCGGGGGCCGCUAAUCCCGGCCCUCCGCCGCCCCCUCGCGUGCCGGCCAAGACCCCGAUGGAGGAGGAGAGGUCGCCCGGGUUCAAGGUGCCGCCUCCAUUCACGGGAGAGAGGAAGUCCUCAGCACCGCCGCCGCCCCCAAGUCGUGGUCCAGUUCCACCGCCUCCACCAAGCCGACAGCCUGUCAGUGCAGCACCUCCAGCGUUGCCGCCGAAAGUUCCAGACAGAGGCAGUGUCGCUCCCAGUCCGGGACCGCCUCCGCCUCCGCCUCCAUCUCGCAGUCAACCCCCUCCCUUGCCACCCGCCAACACACGUGCGGUGCCUCCACCGCCAGCGACUUCAUUCGCUCCUCCACCUCCCCCACCACCACCUCCAGCAUCGUCAGGUCCUCCACCGCCUCCACCAAUGCUAAACAUGGGUGGUCCACCGCCUCCGCCACCGCCCCCUCCGCCGGCUACCGGCGGACCACCUCCUCCUCCACCAAUGCCUUCGUCAGGUGGACCGCCACCUCCUCCACCGCCUCCGGGAGGAUCAGCUCCUCCGUUGCCCCAACCUACUGGUGGACGCAACGAUCUUCUAGCUGGCAUCCGCGCAGCUGGUGGAGGAUCUGGUGGCGGCUUGCGUAAAGUCAAGGACAGCGAAAAGCGUGACAGAUCUGCUGCGGCUGUGCCGGGUGGGGAGCCAUCUGCACCCCCUCCGCCACCAGGGCCAGGCGGAGCGCCCGCUGGUGGUGAUGCCCAAGGGGGUCUAGCUGGUGCAUUAGCAGCAGCACUGAGUCAACGGAAGAAGAAAGUUAGUGGCAGUGACGACGAGAAAGACGACGACGACGACUGGUGA
This is a messenger RNA of Cyphellophora europaea CBS 101466, 1899 nucleotides long. RefSeq lists its product as uncharacterized. Bases 1 to 1899 code for a protein of 632 amino acids. The transcript is spliced from 2 exons. NCBI's taxonomy places the organism in Eukaryota, Fungi, Ascomycota, Eurotiomycetes, Chaetothyriales, Cyphellophoraceae. Gene Ontology annotation, molecular function: actin binding. The record is from RefSeq and is a predicted model, not a curated record.